GAAGAAGAAGAAGAAGAAGAAGAAGAAGAAGACGUUAGCGCACUUAAAUGACGCUUCUCAAUGCGACGGAGAAUACUUGAAGGACCCUGCUCUAUGUAAUCGCAUACGCUCAACUUCGAGUAAUAUUACAGACAGAGGGGAAGUUUUGCGAAAACUGCUCAUCAUUUGUUGGUUUACGAUUUUUACAUAUUAAGCAGACAUGUCGUGUUUAGGUGGUGAUCCCAACUUCUGCCCAGAAUGUGGGAAUGUUCUUCCUCUUCCCGGAAUACAGGACACGGUCUAUUGCCCUCACUGCUCCUUCUUCAUCCCUGUAGCAGAGUUUUCAGGUCAAGAGAUCCAAUCUACAGUUAUCUUUAACCUUGUGGAGCAGUCGUCAGUGGCUCUGGAUGAAGAUGAGGACACUGAACUAAAGGGACCUGUGAUUGACAGACGGUGCUCUCAUUGCAAUAAAGAGGGAAUGGUUUACCACACCAGGCAGAUGAGAUCUGCAGAUGAAGGACAAACUGUCUUCUUUUCCUGUAUACACUGCAGGUAUCAGGAGAAGGAGGACUCCUGAGAGAAAUCUGCUUCACCUUCUCCACUCCUCUCCAUGUCUGCUUGUGUUGGUUUCAGAUGUUUGGAUGCUUUCUCAAGACAUGGACUAAUUUUAAUGGAUCCUUUACAGCUAGGUUUUCCAGGAUGUGGACUGCAGAGUAUAUCAGUGACUGUGCCUUCCUGAGCUCGAAUUAGCUCACUAGUGCACAUACCUCUGCCAACAGCCAUCAGCCACCAACCCCUGAGUCAGCACCAAAUUUGUAUUGUUUCUAUAUUGGUUUGCAUAUGUCUGUUGACAAUCAAACAAAUAAAUAAAUGGACCAGAGGGAGGGAAAAUGUAAACUUCUUGGCAGAGGUAAUUAUUACCAUUCACGCAGUUAAAUUUGACUAAAUAAUCUCCACUCAUUAUUAUUCACUUAAUAUCUUUUUUUCUAAAGCUUUCGUUUGCAUUUCAGGUUCAUCAUCACUGUUUUCUGUUUUCAUUGAAAAAGUAUAACUCAGUUGUAAAUGAUGAUGAAUGCUGUGAAAACCAAAUUUUAUUUUGGUUCAUUUAUAAUGUUUAUUAUAAAAUGUUAUUAAAACUCUAUUAUUGUGCUGCUUGCUUGUGUGUCUGAUGUUUCAUCCUUGAGUGAGACUGGUCUUGCAGCCUACCAGGAUGUGUAGCAGGAGUUGGGCAUAGAGGGCAUGUGGGAUCGAUACAAGGCUUAGAUUCUUGGGAGAUGGCAGGCCAUCAUAGGCAGCAUUGAUGGUGAGGCUUGCAGAUGUAUUUCACAGGUCUUUCCUGGAGAUUUUUCCUUUCUUCACUCUUUUCCUUUCCUCCUCAUCCAUUAAUCUAGUCUAAACCACUUCCCCCUAGACCUUGCCACCUCAUCCUGGUGCACACAGUACCACAUGAGGUGUGGUCGAAGCCAAAGUAAUGUGUAGUAGUGACUGUGUUGCCGAAGCAGAAAAGAGGAAAGAGAAAUUGUUGAUGUGUGAUGAGGUCAAUAAUGUUUGUUUCUAAUCAUGGGAAAUAAAGUGUAAUGUCUACUCAUGUUCUGA
Hippoglossus stenolepis (Pacific halibut) is the source of this 1575-nucleotide messenger RNA. It is a transcript of the gene polr1h, whose product is annotated as RNA polymerase I subunit H. NCBI's taxonomy places the organism in Eukaryota, Metazoa, Chordata, Actinopteri, Pleuronectiformes, Pleuronectidae. The coding region runs from base 200 to 556 and encodes 118 amino acids. Gene Ontology annotation, molecular function: DNA-directed RNA polymerase activity; nucleic acid binding; zinc ion binding. Gene Ontology annotation, biological process: DNA-templated transcription; termination of RNA polymerase I transcription. The transcript has 5 exons. The record is from RefSeq and is a predicted model, not a curated record. Gene Ontology annotation, cellular component: RNA polymerase I complex.